AUGUCAAAAUCAACGCGUACUUCUCACAAGCAACUAAUGAAAGCACUAACAAUUCAAGCAAUAGUUCCAAUAUUUUGGUUGACGGCUUCCUCAUUAUAUCUUCUUCUUCUGUUUCAACUUGUUGAUGGAGCCAUUUUUGAAAACGUGCCAUUCCGAAUAAUGGAAUGCAUGCCAAUGCUUACCCCUCUCAUUUCAUUAUAUUUUGUGAGGCCCUAUAGAUCUGUGAUAAGUGGAUGGAUAUUGCCCGAUCCAUUCAUAAAACCUGUGAUAUUGAGUGCAAUGCUGAGCACUUUGAACGGGCUCCCAGUAGUGCUGUAG
Messenger RNA from Caenorhabditis briggsae, 318 nucleotides. It is a transcript of the gene Cbr-srd-3, whose product is annotated as Protein CBR-SRD-3. The record is from RefSeq and is a predicted model, not a curated record. NCBI's taxonomy places the organism in Eukaryota, Metazoa, Nematoda, Chromadorea, Rhabditida, Rhabditidae. The coding region runs from base 1 to 318 and encodes 105 amino acids. The transcript is spliced from 2 exons.